AUGAUGAUUGAAGAUGUUGAGCUGCCCGUUACGGCUCCACACGGUGCUUUUGAGUUCACAGGCACUUCAGCUACACACUUUGACAACGCAUCUUUCAAUUUCCCAUCCUUUGGCUAUGAGAGCCUCAAGCUCUUAAACUUUCAGAGGAACGCCUCUGUGCUAUCUCCUUACUUACAUCUCAGCCUCUGCCAACCGAACCAGAGCCUGAACGGCAUCAGCGGCCGAGCUACGUAUUCCAGGAAAGUGCAUCUUUGGGACAAGGCCACGGGGAAUGAGGCGGAUUUCACUGCCGGGUUUAUGUUCAGCAUCGACUCUCGACAUAGAAACGAUUCUGGCGACGGACUGACCUUCUUUAUCGCUCCUUGGGGCUUCAGCAUGCCGAGAGGCUUGGGAGGAGGCCAGCUAGGUCUUCCCAAGGACUCUUAUUGUUAA
Molecule: messenger RNA, 432 nt
Organism: Syzygium oleosum
Lineage: Eukaryota; Viridiplantae; Streptophyta; Magnoliopsida; Myrtales; Myrtaceae
Product: bark agglutinin I polypeptide B-like
Exons: 2
Coding region: 1-432 (143 amino acids)
Molecular function (GO): carbohydrate binding
Source: RefSeq, a predicted model, not a curated record